Messenger RNA from Rattus norvegicus (Norway rat), 5201 nucleotides. It is a transcript of the gene Ube3b, whose product is annotated as ubiquitin protein ligase E3B. Gene Ontology annotation, biological process: protein polyubiquitination; regulation of postsynapse assembly. NCBI's taxonomy places the organism in Eukaryota, Metazoa, Chordata, Mammalia, Rodentia, Muridae. The coding region runs from base 436 to 3648 and encodes 1070 amino acids. The transcript has 28 exons. The record is from RefSeq and is marked provisional. Gene Ontology annotation, molecular function: ubiquitin protein ligase activity; ubiquitin-protein transferase activity. Gene Ontology annotation, cellular component: mitochondrion; postsynaptic density; glutamatergic synapse.
CCUCCCCUUGGCUGAGUCAGGCUUUUAUCCCCACUUCUGGACGCUUGUUACUUCUAUUCGGCUGCUAAAGAAGAAGACAGGAUGAAGAGAGGUUUUCCCCGUCGCCACCAUGGGCAAAGAAGCUGUGCGGAACUGUUGUUUCCCGGAACUGAAUGAUUGCUUCCAGGCGGAGUUCGGAACACAACACCCGGGGCAAGAUGGCGGCCAGGCUUCGGCCGCUGCCCCGGGUCUGGCGGAACUCGGGGGUAUCGGGCUGAGGCGGCAGUAGCUGCGGCCCGGACCCCGAGUGCGGGGGCCUCGAACGGAUAAAGAUCUCCGGACUGCGGGCCAGAAAGACCAACUCCUCUGAAGCCAGAGGCUGCGCAGGGUCACUGAUGGUCACCUAGCGUCUCCACUGCACAAGCAGGUCCUCAGGGUUCGUGUCAGUUUGCAAACAUGUUCACUGUAUCUCAGACCUCCAGAGCAUGGUUCCUCGACAAAGCCAGGCAGGCACGGGAAGAGAGGCUGGAGCAGAAGGAGCGGGAGCGCUCAGCAGUGCUGAUCCAGGCACUAGUCCGCAGUUUCCUCUGUCGGAGGCGACUGCACAAAGAUGUCAGGAGAGAGAUCGAUGAGUUUUUCACUGCUGAUGAGUCUGGAUCCAGUAAAAGAAGUGCACUUUGUAUUUUUAAGAUUGCCAGGAAGCUGCUGUUCAUAUGCAAAACUACCGAGGACAAUGAGAGAAUGGAGAAGCUGUGUCGUAGCAUCCUGAGCAGCAUGGAUGCAGAGAAUGAGCCAAAGGUAUGGUACGUGUCCCUGGCUCUUUCCAAGGACCUCACUCUGCUGUGGAUUAAACAGAUCAAGAGCAUCCUGUGGUACUGCUGUGAGCUUCUUGGGCAGCUCAAGCCAGAAAUCUUACAGGACUCCAGGCUCAUCACGCUGUACCUUACCAUGCUUGUCACCUUCACGGACACUUCAACAUGGAAGAUUCUCCGGGGGAAAGGUGAAAGCCUUCGGCCAGCCCUGAACCAUAUUUGUGCAAAUAUAAUGGGCCACCUCAACCAGCGAGGAUUCUACUCAGUGUUGCAGGUACUGCUGACCCGAGGCCUGGCCAGACCCCGGCCCUGUCUGUCCAAAAGCACGCUGACGGCUGCCUUCACUCUGGCCCUGCGCCCUGUAGUUGCUGCGCAGUUCUCAGACAGUCUGAUGCGACCGUUCAUCAUCCACAUCAUGUCGGUACCUGCUCUCGUGGCUCAUCUCAGCACCAUGGCCCCUGAGCGUCUCGGGGUUUUAGAGUCCCAUGACAUGCUUCGUAAAUUCAUCGUCUUUCUGAGAGACAGAGACCGAUGUCAAGAUGCUUGCGAAAGUUUAGAAGGCUGCCAUACCCUGUGCCUCAUGGGCAAUCUCCUGCACUUGGGCUCCCUCAACCUUAAGAUGUUAGAGGAAGAAACAGAUGGGUUUGUGAGCUUGCUCACCCAGAUGCUGUGCUACUGUCAGAAGUAUGUGUCCCAGAAGAAGUCCAACCUGACCCACUGGCACCCUGUGCUUGGCUGGUUUUCCCAGUCUGUGGAUUACGGCCUCAAUGACUCCAUGUACCUGAUCACCAAGCAGCUGCAGUUCCUGUGGGGCGUGCCUCUCAUCCGCAUUUUCUUCAGUGACAUCCUCAGCAAGAAGCUGCUGGAGCCCCCAGAGCCAGUGCCUGCGCAGCCACAGCCAUCCUCCCCACAGACCGUGCUUCCCGUGAAGAGUCUCCUCAAGCGUGCGUUUCAAAAGUCAGCUUCAGUUCGGAAUAUCCUCAAGCCUGUCGGGGGCCGACGCGUGGACUCCACGGAGGUGCGGAAGGUCUGCAGCAUCUGUGUGCUCUACCAGACCUCGCUGACAACCCUCACCCAGAUCCGCUUGCAGAUCCUCACAGGCCUUACCUACCUUGAUGACCUGCUGCCCAAGCUCUGGGCUUUUAUCUGUGAGCUGGGGCCCCAUGGAGGGCUAAAGCUCUUCUUGGAGUGCCUGAACAAUGACACUGGAGAGUCCAAGCAGCUCCUGGCCAUGCUGAUGCUCUUCUGUGACUGCUCCCGCCACCUCAUCACCAUCCUGGACGACAUUGAAGUUUAUGAGGAGCAGAUCUCAUUCAAGCUGGAAGAGCUGGUCACCAUCUCUUCCUUCCUCAACUCCUUUGUGUUCAAGAUGAUCUGGGAUGGAAUCGUAGAGAACGCCAAGGGUGAGACCUUGGAGCUGUUCCAGUCCGUCCAUGGCUGGCUGAUGGUGCUGUAUGAACGAGACUGCCGCAGGCGCUUCGCUCCAGAGGACCACUGGCUACGCAAGGAUCUCAAGCCUGGCGUGCUCUUCCAGGAACUUGACAAGGACCGCAAGAGGGCUCAGCUGAUCCUGCUGCACAUUCCCCACGUCGUGCCUCACAAGAACAGAGUUCUUCUGUUCCGGAACAUGGUUAUCAAGGAGAAAGAGAAGCUGGGGCUUGUGGAAACCAGCUCUGCCUCCCCUCACGUCACCCACAUCACUAUCCGAAGGUCCCGGAUGCUGGAGGACGGCUAUGAGCAACUGCGGCAGCUUCCUCAGCACGCCAUGAAGGGCGCGAUCCGAGUGAAGUUCGUCAGUGACCUUGGGGUGGACGAAGCUGGCAUUGACCAGGACGGUGUCUUUAAGGAGUUUCUGGAAGAGAUCAUCAAGAGGGUGUUUGACCCAGCACUCAACCUGUUCAAGACAACCAGUGGGGAUGAGAGGCUGUACCCGUCACCCACGUCCUACAUCCAUGAGAACUACCUGCAGCUCUUUGAGUUUGUGGGGAAGAUGCUGGGAAAGGCGGUGUAUGAGGGGAUCGUGGUGGACGUGCCCUUUGCCUCCUUCUUCCUGAGCCAAAUGCUCGGGCACCACCACAGCGUCUUCUACAGCUCCGUGGAUGAGCUGCCCUCCUUGGACUCGGAGUUCUAUAAAAACCUCACCUCCAUCAAGCGCUAUGAUGGAGACGUCGCAGACCUCGGGCUGACACUGUCUUACGAUGAAGAUGUCAUGGGUCAGCUCGUCUGCCACGAACUGGUUCCUGGAGGGAAGACCAUCCCGGUCACAGAUGAGAACAAAAUUAGCUACAUCCAUCUGAUGGCUCAUUUUCGAAUGCACACUCAAAUCAAGAACCAGACAGCUGCUCUCAUUAGUGGCUUCCGUUCCAUUAUUAAGCCCGAGUGGAUCCGAAUGUUCUCUACCCCUGAGCUUCAACGUCUCAUCUCCGGGGACAAUGCCGAGAUCGAUCUGGAAGACUUAAAGAAGCACACGGUGUACUACGGUGGCUUUCACGGGAGUCACAGAGUCAUCGUCUGGCUCUGGGAUAUCCUGGCUUCUGACUUCACGCCUGGUGAAAGAGCCAUGUUCCUGAAGUUUGUGACCAGCUGCUCCCGACCCCCGCUCCUAGGAUUCGCCUACCUCAAACCUCCGUUCUCCAUUCGCUGUGUGGAAGUGUCGGAUGACCAGGACACUGGGGACACCCUGGGCAGCGUCCUCAGGGGCUUCUUCACCAUCCGCAAGAGGGAGCCAGGCGGGCGUCUGCCCACCUCUUCCACUUGCUUCAACCUGCUUAAGCUGCCCAACUACAGCAAGAAAAGCGUACUCCGAGAGAAACUGCGCUACGCCAUCAGCAUGAACACAGGCUUUGAGCUCUCCUAACCCAACCCAAUCUCACUACUAAGGAGCCCUCAGCUCCUGGAGGCAGCACGCCCCAGGAGUGUGGCCAGGUCACCGCAGCCUCAGACCCUCUCAAUAGCCAUGAGACACCCAAGCUUGGGGGUGCUGCACAGUGCCCUCCGUGCACUGGGGACAGAGGGCUGACAAAAAUACCCCCAGUUCUGCCCAUGCAGGUCUUCCUCCUUCUGGGCCUAGCGUUUGCAAAGCAACGCCUAGCAGUUCUGUGAGGCGUUCUCUUGCCCUCUGAGGACACAAGGCCUGUGUCUGUGAGCUCCUCCUUCCGUUCUGAAAACUCAGGUACGGCCUCGCCAAGCCUCUAUGCACAGCAAAGUCCCUGCCUCUACCCUGUCCACAGUGGCCCCUCCCUAGGCAACCACACCCAGCUCCAGCCAGGGAGGCCACUGAGCACAGUCAGGGUCUCCUGCAGGGGACCCAGGGGAUCCACACCACAGCCCUCUUUCCCACACCCUCAGCGGGCCAUGCUCAGGGGACCCUUGCUGUCAGCCUGUGCGUGGCCUCUGCAGCAGUGUCCUAGCUUGGGAGAGCAGCCUGCCACCCCUGGAGAACAGCCCAUUUCUGCAGUACCCAGAGCCUGCUCACCCUGUGUGUCUGCCCCUCAUUGGAGAACCACACGAGACCCUACAGUGCCCCGUCCUCUGGGCAGUACUUUAUUCCAGGGACUUGAGAGUCCUUCCUUUGCACUGACAGGCCCCGGAGGCUGAGGAGUGUCCCACACAUCUCCACACUACCGCCUCUGUGGCUCUGCGCUUUCUUUGUCUGGGACCUCAUUCUCUUUCCCCACCCACUGCACUCCUAGGCCCUUGUUCCCAUUUACCUUAAGAACAGAUUCGGGAUAUUGAGGCAGACGCCCUGAGCUUAGUGAUCUGAUAGCAGCCAUGUGUCUCCUGCCUCACCAAGUUCUUGUAUCCCUCCCACCCUGGUGGAAGCCGGGAGUCCUGGUCCUUCCUCCACAUUGUGGAGUCAGCUUAGGGCUACAGUGCUCAGAGCAAGAAGACGCCUGCCACGAGGAGCCUGCACAGCGGGAGAGCAGCCGAGCCCUGUUCUCACUUUAGCAAAGAGCUGUGGCCGGAGCUUGGCCAGGCCCAGGAGAGCCCCUGGGGUUCUGGAGUGUGGUGCCAGCUUCACGUGGAUGGGAGGCUGGCACGUCCUUGGAAGAUGUCUGCCAGCCAUGUGUGUUCCCAGCUUGUCCAUGGAUUCCUGUGCCCUGAGCACAGCAUGCAUGAGUAACCUGGAGCCAGAGAGUCACAACGGGGACACAGGAGAGAGUGGGGUGUAAGCACUGAUACCAGCUUGACCUGUUUGGUUUUGACCUAAGGUCGUCUGUCGGUCACGAGUCUGCUUCCCUGCAGUUCGUUGUGACAAGGGCGUCCAAGCACUCACUCAUCUGUGCCAUUGCUGCUGUUCAUGGCGUCCCAGCCGCUCUUGGUGGCUCCAGAAAGAAGUCGGGGUUUGGUUUUGUAGCUAGCUGGUGGACUAAGACUUGUCAGGGCUUUAUUAAAUUUGUACUUGAGCAC